Lathyrus oleraceus (garden pea) is the source of this 1754-nucleotide messenger RNA. Its product is annotated as choline/ethanolaminephosphotransferase 1. The transcript is spliced from 21 exons. Gene Ontology annotation, cellular component: membrane. Bases 347 to 1516 code for a protein of 389 amino acids. The record is from RefSeq and is a predicted model, not a curated record. NCBI's taxonomy places the organism in Eukaryota, Viridiplantae, Streptophyta, Magnoliopsida, Fabales, Fabaceae. Gene Ontology annotation, biological process: phospholipid biosynthetic process. Gene Ontology annotation, molecular function: phosphotransferase activity, for other substituted phosphate groups.
AUUUAAUUAAUCUAGAACAAGAGGAGAAAACAGCGUUUGAAAAAAGCUAUGCUAUGAAACAAACAACACCCUUUUAUAAAUUUCGUUUUAUUUUUCCUAUGUGUUUGGAAUAACUUUUCAUUCCUCUCUCGCUAUCUUCAAAUCCUUCCAUUUCCAUGAACCUUCUCCUCACGCUCCAACAAACGAUUUCGUAGAGCUGAAUAACUUGCAUAUCCGACUUUAAAAAUUGGUAUUGGAUCAAAGAUUAAGAACAACAACUUAUCUGCAAUCAGGUUGUUUGAUUAUAGAGGUUGUGCUAAGGUUUAGCUUGUACUUGAAGCAUAUUACAUAGUUUUGCAUAGAGAGAAUGGGUUAUAUUGGGUCUCAUGGUGUUGCAGCUCUGCAUAGAUACAAAUAUAGUGGUGUAGAUCAUUCCUAUGUGGCAAAAUAUAUACUACAGCCCUUCUGGACUCGCUUUGUUCACUUUUUCCCCCUAUGGAUGCCUCCGAACAUGAUAACUCUGAUGGGCUUUAUGUUCUUAUUAUUGUCUGCAACGCUUGGCUAUAUAUACUCACCUCAUUUGGACUCACCUCCUCCAAGAUGGGUUCAUUUUGCACAUGGGCUACUUUUGUUUUUGUACCAGACAUUUGACGCUGUUGACGGGAAGCAAGCUAGACGGACAAAUUCUUCAAGUCCAUUGGGGGAGCUGUUUGAUCAUGGGUGUGAUGCACUUGCUUGUACAUUUGAAGCACUUGCUUUUGGGAGCACAUCCAUGUGUGGAAGAAGUACUUUCUGGUGGUGGUUAAUAUCUGCAAUUACAUUUUAUCUUGCAACCUGGGAGCACUAUUUCACCAAUACACUUAUACUGCCUGUUGUAAAUGGACCUACAGAGGGUCUUAUGAUAAUAUACUUUGCUCACUUUUUCACUGCUGUCGUUGGUGCUGAGUGGUGGGCUCAGCAAUUUGGAAAGUCUUUGCCUUUUUUGAAUUGGUUGCCGGUUCUUGCUGAUGUCCCAACAUUCACAGCUAUAUUGUGUUUGAUGAUAACUUUUGGUGUUAUACCAACAGUCGCAUUCAAUGUUAUUAAUGUUUCUAAGGUUGUGAAGUCAAGAAAUGGAAGUAUAGCUCUUGCAUUGGCAAUGCUUUACCCAUUUGUUGUCCUUGUCGGAGGAGUGCUUUUAUGGGAUUAUUUGUCACCAUCUGACAUCAUUGCCAAUUAUCCACAUUUAGUUGUUAUGGGAACAGGACUUACUUUUGGAUAUCUUGUGGGAAGGAUGAUUUUGUCUCACUUAUGUGAUGAACCAAAAGGCUUAAAAACUGGAAUGUGCAUGUCCCUCAUGUAUCUCCCACUCGCAAUCGCGAAUGCACUUGCAUCAAAGCUAAAUGAUGGGGUUCCUAUAGUUAAUGAGAGACUAGUUCUUUUUGGUUACUGUGCAUUUACAGCAUCACUCUACUUGCAUUUCGCGACGUCUGUCAUUCGUGAAAUUACCAAUGCGUUGGGAAUAUAUUGCUUCAGGAUAACUAGGAAGGAAGCUUGAAUCUAUCCAUGAUUUGAUUUAGCUUGCAAGUAAAGAAAACUACUGGCAAGGGUUUAUGUCAAUACUAAUUUUGCUACAUGGAUUUUUUCAUUAUGUAUUGAUUCUUAGAUAGGCUAGGAGAUCUAUUUGUGGAAACUUAACUGUUUCACCAUUAUGAAUAUUAAUGUUACUUUCAAUAUGUAUUGGACUACUCUUUUGCAUAGAAUAUUUUUUUUAUGUAAUUUUUUAUUUUGCUUCC